Messenger RNA from Cavenderia fasciculata, 270 nucleotides. RefSeq lists its product as uncharacterized. The record is from RefSeq and is a predicted model, not a curated record. Gene Ontology annotation, molecular function: corrinoid adenosyltransferase activity. The coding region runs from base 1 to 270 and encodes 89 amino acids. The transcript has a single exon. NCBI's taxonomy places the organism in Eukaryota, Evosea, Eumycetozoa, Acytosteliales, Cavenderiaceae.
AUGGGAAACUGGUAUUCAACAACUACUGCUACUAAUGAUGAAUCUCAAAAUGAUGAUAGUCAACAAAGGGAUCUGUCAGAACAAGAAGGACAAGAAGAGUUAGAUAUCACACCAGUGUCAUCUGAUAUUAAAAAGAUAAAGAUCUAUACAAAGACUGGUGAUAAAGGUACUAGUAGUCUUUUUAAUGGUGAAAGAAGACCAAAAGAUGAUACUGUAUUUAAUGUAUUGGGUUCAUUGGAUGAAUUGUCUGCUCAUAUUGGGUGCGUAUAA